ACAACCCGGUUUUACUCCACGACCGGCUCCGACGUCUGACCACCUCCUCGUUCCCCCAAAUCUCUCUCCCUCUCUCUCUCGAGCGGCCUGCGAAUUUUUUCCAAUUCUCCGUCCCGGAAGGCGGUAACGGCCCGGAGAUCCGGCGGCUGGUCUUCCCGGCGAUCGUCGCCCGAGAUGGUGUCUCCGGAGCACACGAAUUGGAUCUACGACUGCGGCCUCAUCGACGACAUCGCCGCCGUGGCCGACGGGGAUUUCCAGGUCUCCGGCUCCGGGUACACGUGGCCCGUCCAGCCCCUCAACGGAUCUUCCAUCUUCAGCACGGAAAUUGAUGGUUCCUUUGGGGAGUCAGAUGGAGUGAAGGAAAAUGGCUCAAAAAAGAGGGUUAGAACUGAAUCAUGCGGCACUUCUAGUUCCAAGGCAUGUAGGGAGAAGUUGCGCAGAGAUAGACUAAAUGACAAGUUUUUGGAAUUGGCAUCUCUCCUUGAACCUGGAAGGCCUCCUAAGGCUGACAAGGCCGCUAUAUUGAUAGAUGCUGUUAGAAUGGUGACCCAGUUGCGUGGUGAAGCUCAGAAAUUGAAGGACUCGAACAGUAGUCUGCAAGAGAAAAUCAAAGAGUUGAAAGCUGAGAAAAAUGAGCUUCGUGACGAGAAGCAAAGAUUGAAAGCCGAGAAGGAGAAGUUGGAACACCAAUUGAAGGCCACAAGUGCACAACCUAACUUCUUGCCUCCACCUCCCGCAAUGCCUGCGGCAUUUGCCACCCAAGGCCAGGCCCCCGGAAACAAGUUGGUGCCUUUCCUUGGUUACCCUGGUGUUGCCAUGUGGCAAUUCAUGCCUCCAGCGGCGGUCGAUACCUCACAAGAUCAUGUUCUCCGCCCACCAGUUGCUUAAGUUGCAACAUUGGAUCAUAUGGGCUGGCUUUCAUUUGGUCCUCAAUAUUUGAAUCAGUUUGUCAUGUUUAUUGGCUGUUUUAGCUUUCGCUGGAAGUGUACUGACUUCUUUUUGUUGGACGAGUACCAUGUGUACAAUCAGAACUAUCAUGACUUAUGAUGGUUUCACUUGUAAAUUUCGCCAAUUUCUCUAAUGUAGCUAUUUUCCAAGUUCUAUUUC
Messenger RNA from Eucalyptus grandis, 1107 nucleotides. Its product is annotated as transcription factor ILR3-like. The transcript is spliced from 5 exons. Gene Ontology annotation, biological process: regulation of DNA-templated transcription; intracellular iron ion homeostasis. Gene Ontology annotation, molecular function: protein dimerization activity; DNA-binding transcription factor activity. Lineage: Eukaryota; Viridiplantae; Streptophyta; Magnoliopsida; Myrtales; Myrtaceae. The record is from RefSeq and is a predicted model, not a curated record. Bases 175 to 888 code for a protein of 237 amino acids.